AUGUCUGAAGUUUGGGAAGCUUUGCGUAAGCGGGCACGUGCAGCUGAGAAUAGUAUCGAUGUUAAGCUGGUUUCGCUCAACAAGCUGAAUUCAAAUCCAGGGAGGUUGGAUAGCGAUGAGAAAACAAUUUCCACUCGUCAAGCACUCUUCGACACUCUCACAGAAGAAAUUGAGGGACUUUUAACGAAGCUAACACAUGUCAAUGAUGAGAUGAAUGAGGUCGUUGGAUCUCAAAGUUCGGCUGGGUGGGCAACGAAUCCUGCAGUACAACAUACGCUCAGAAGGCAUCGGGAAAUUCUACGCGACUACAGCAUAGAGUUCCGUAGAGCUCGAGAUAACGUCCAUCAACAACUUCAGAGGGAAUCACUACUUUCGGGAGGAAUAAAUGAGUCCACUAAAGAAGGUUCAUGUCUCAACAAUCGUGUAAAAGGGUCAGAAUUAUAUUUAAAGGAGAAUGAGCAUAUCAAAAGUUGUGAUAAACUUCUCGAUGAGCAGAUGAAGUACGUGUUUAAAUAUUUUCAUCAUUAUCCACUGAUCAACAGCGCCAUGCAGAAGAUUCAGUACAAGAAGCGAAAGGAUGCUGUAAUAUUGGCGUGUGUGAUCUCUUUCUGUACAAUAAUUUUUCUGUACUAUAUUAUGAGCUGA
This is a messenger RNA of Angiostrongylus costaricensis, 645 nucleotides long. NCBI's taxonomy places the organism in Eukaryota, Metazoa, Nematoda, Chromadorea, Rhabditida, Metastrongylidae. The record is from the annotation of a GenBank genome assembly.